AUUUCUCGGCCAUAUAUUUAUCAAAAUCCGUGAUCGGAUUCGGAUUGAGUUGGGAAAUGGCGACGACUGCGACGGAAUUGGUUGAGACCCCAGAAAUGGGCAAAGCAGAGCCAGAGAUGACGAUGAUGGAGGACAAGCUCACUAGUCUCCCCGAUGAAAUCCUUCAAUACAUUCUCUCCUUUCUCGAUACCAAGAUUGCAGUCCAAACCAGUGUUGUGUGCAAGAGAUUGAGGUACCUCUGGAUUUCCCUUCCCGUUCUCACCAUCGAUAGCGAGUCCUUUCGUUAUUACUCUUCCUUCUCGAAUUUCGUGGUCUCUCUUCUUGCUCGCAAAGACGUCUCUAUCAGCAUUUGCAAGUUCUUGUUCGAUAUAUCGAACCCCAUUUAUUCUUCUAUUCAAAUGUGCAUAGAUAGCCAUGAUUUGUUUGAGCCUCUUGUGAAGGGGGUCAUCCAUCAUGUUGUCGAUCAUGGGGUUCAACAUUUGAGCCUUCAUUUUCCUCGCAUUGUGGAUGAAUUGCCCCAGCUUUUCUAUUGCCAAUCGUUGAAAACCCUUGAAUUGCGUGAAAUUAUUAUUCUGCCCAAGACAAACCUGGAUUUUCUUACCUUGACUACUUUGCAUCUUGUGAAAUGUUCCUUUAUACUGGACGGGGAAGGUACCUUGGAUCCUUUUCAAUGUUGUUUCAAUUUGAAAAACUUAGUGAUAAGUGAUUGUCGGAUUCCGUCUAGAGUUAAAAUUUUUGAAAUUUCUGCGCCUCAGCUCACCAACUUAACAGUAUCAAGGAUAGAACAUAGUCGAAAUGUUAAUCCAAACUGUAAGAUUGUUCUUACUUCAACGAAAAUAACAUCUUUCAAAUUCGUUGAGUCCCAUAUUCUCGAGUUCUCCAUUCCGGCACUUCCCUUCAUUGAGAACGUAGAUGUCGAUGCUGCCCUAGCCGAUGAUCUAUUUGGCACCGUACGAUUGGCAAAAAGGAAGUUCAUUUUGCAUUUGAUUGAAAUGCUUCGGGCAGUUGGUGGUGCAGAGAUUGUCGCAUUAUCUUUUGAAACUAUAAUUAUGCUUUCCAAGUUUCUUGAUGUUCUGCACUGCCCUUCCCCUUUUAGUAGGAUGAAAGUUUUAAAAGUUGAAGUGCCACAUGACUCCUUCACCAUUCCUGGCGAGGUCAUAACCUUCUUGUCCAGUGGAUCUGCGGCUGAAGAUUUCAAGGUGGAAUACCUAAAGAAGCACCAAGGAAGAGCGCAAGGGAGGUUAAAUAUCUGAUUUCGGUGAAUUUGUAAGGUGGAAGAUGUAGUUCCUGAAGUUGGCUUUAGAAAAGCAUAUUCAAACAUGUACAGAGGCUGUAUAAUGACUUCUUGAGAAAUCAAUACUUUGGGUGAUACUCAAAGAAAGCAAUUCCAUAAUGGACAACAUUUUGUCUUAGGCUAAAGAUUGUUUCAGUGAUACCAUGAAUAUGCAGGUACAAACUAAGAAUUAUAGGGUUAUUGCACUUUGUAUUUGUAGUGUGUGCCUACUGAUAAUAGUCCCAGGAAGGGCACAUCAAGUGAAGCUUUGAACUUUGAGCUAUUA
Prosopis cineraria is the source of this 1559-nucleotide messenger RNA. Its product is annotated as putative F-box/LRR-repeat protein At5g02930. Lineage: Eukaryota; Viridiplantae; Streptophyta; Magnoliopsida; Fabales; Fabaceae. Gene Ontology annotation, molecular function: protein binding. The transcript is spliced from 4 exons. The record is from RefSeq and is a predicted model, not a curated record. Bases 57 to 1253 code for a protein of 398 amino acids.